Molecule: messenger RNA, 669 nt
Organism: Trichoderma atroviride IMI 206040
Lineage: Eukaryota; Fungi; Ascomycota; Sordariomycetes; Hypocreales; Hypocreaceae
Source: RefSeq, a predicted model, not a curated record
UACUGCGGCAUUCGCGGUCGUGUUGAGCACUUUUGAGAAAAGAAAAAACGAGGAAGAAAAAGGAACGUGAAUGACUUAUUUAUAAGACACGAUCCAGCAACAUUCACCUGGCAGCUGAUGUGGCUGGGGGCACUUCGCUGCUCGGUUUCUUGCAUCAGCUGCAGAUUUGAGUCCCGAUGGCGGAACUAUCACAGUAAAUCUUUUCCCUUUGGCCUAUUAAAGCUACGCUGCCUAUUAGUUUCCUUGCGUAACUGACACAGUCGUGACUGGCAAUCCAGGGCCGAAAAGAGACACGCCAGUACAAGAAUCGCAUCAAUAAUAUGGACUUAUAUAGAUGUGACUACCUAUUAACGACACUCCAGAAACAGAGAGCAGUCUGUAAAAUGACUGGUAAUGUUGAAGAGAUCGUCUCUAAAAAAUCACAAUUAUACUAUGCCUGCUUCACUAUACUGUAUUCAGGGAUCUAUGAUGUCCUCUUUGGUGGUUUUGUUGGAGGGGGAAAACUGCAUGUCGGAUAUAUCAUGCAGCAAGCAUUUCGUGCAGCUAGCAUUGACACCCCUAUGGCACUAGGAGUAAUAGGUGCUCAGCUAACAAGACCAGCCAGCAGCUGCAGGGAUUGUUGUAAUCUAAAUGUUUGAGUUCCGUUAGCACACUGGAGUGGUAUAGUGU